Messenger RNA from Glycine soja, 1181 nucleotides. Its product is annotated as annexin D5-like. Gene Ontology annotation, cellular component: cytoplasm. NCBI's taxonomy places the organism in Eukaryota, Viridiplantae, Streptophyta, Magnoliopsida, Fabales, Fabaceae. Bases 98 to 1048 code for a protein of 316 amino acids. Gene Ontology annotation, molecular function: calcium ion binding; calcium-dependent phospholipid binding. The record is from RefSeq and is a predicted model, not a curated record. The transcript has 6 exons.
UCAUUCAAAAUGCCAUAAGCUGGAAAAACGACAACUUAUCUAUGCAAUAGAAUUUGAUUUGUUUGGCAGAGAUACACAUAAAACAGAAAGAUUGGCAAUGACAACUUUGAGCGUACCUCCAGUAAUACCCUCGCCUAGGGAAGAUGCUAUCAAGUUGCAUAAAGCUUUCAAAGGUCUUGGUUGUGACACGUCUAAAGUUAUCAAAAUCCUUGCUCACAGGAAUGCAGAACAACGCAGCCUCAUUCAACAAGAAUUUGAAACCAACUACUCUGAACUACUUUCCAAACGAUUAUCAAAAGAGCUUCGUGGGCAUGUUAAGAAAGCAGUGUUGCUUUGGUUGCAUGAUCCUGCAACUAGGGAUGCUAAGGUAGUAAGAAAAGCCUUAACUAUCUCAGUUGUUGAUAAUCAAGCUAUAACAGAAAUAAUAUGUUCUCGUACCCCAUCACAAUUAAGGCGAUUGAAAGAAGUUUAUCUGUCAACUUAUCAUUCCUAUCUUGAGCAAGAUAUUGAGAGCAAAACCAGUGGUGAUCACAAGAAGUUGUUGCUGGCAUAUGUAAGUAUACCACGCUAUGAAGGCCUAGAGCUAGAUCAUAUAAUAGUACAGGAGGAUGCAAAACAACUCUAUAAAUCAGGGGAGAAAAGGAUAGGAACUGAUGAGAAGAUGUUCAUAAAAAUUUUUAGUGAAAAAAGCGGCGCACAUUUGGCUGCAGUCAAUUCUACCUACAUAGCUUCAUAUGGACACUCGCUAGAAAAGGCAAUAAAGAAGGAAACAUCUGGCAAUUUUGAGAGUGCCCUCUUAACCAUACUGCGUUGUGCUACUGAUCCUGCUAUGUACUUUGCCAAGAUUCUGCGCAAGUCAAUGAAGGGUGUGGGAACUGAUGAUAGUAGACUAAUAAGGGUAAUUGUGACAAGGACUGAGAUAGACAUGCAAUUUAUAAAAAUAGCAUAUUAUAAGAAAUAUGGAAAACCAUUAACUCAUGCUGUCAAGUCAGACACAUCAGGCCAUUAUAAAGAUUUGCUUCUAAAUCUUUUAGGUUCUGAUUAUUAGUGGAGGACAAUUUAAGUCAUGCACUGCCAUGAUAAGGAUACAAUGUCUCUCUGUCCUUGUGGCAGUUUGAUAACUUCUAAUCAAACCAUCCAAGGAAUUAUGUUAUGAUGUCAGAAAAAUUUACUCAUUGGAG